This is a messenger RNA of Thalassophryne amazonica, 2056 nucleotides long. RefSeq names its product rap1 GTPase-activating protein 1. Gene Ontology annotation, molecular function: GTPase activator activity. Gene Ontology annotation, cellular component: cytoplasm. The coding region runs from base 217 to 1854 and encodes 545 amino acids. Lineage: Eukaryota; Metazoa; Chordata; Actinopteri; Batrachoidiformes; Batrachoididae. Gene Ontology annotation, biological process: activation of GTPase activity; regulation of small GTPase mediated signal transduction. The record is from RefSeq and is a predicted model, not a curated record. The transcript has 17 exons.
GUGUGGACGAGUUCAUGUGCAGGGAGGAGUCGAGACCUGAGUCUGUAGAGGAUGACAUCCUAGACAUCCUGGACUCCCCGACCACGGAGGGCAAGGUUGUUGUUUCUGCCAGCAGCAGCCAGAAGGUGCUAUCGUUAUCGCCUCAGUGUUUCCCUACAGUCGUCUUUUUACUUUGUGCAAUUUUCAUAGUUUCAUCACAACAGUGAGAUUCCAUUCAUGAAGGAAGUGUCUGUCAUCCUCCCCCUUGUGUGCUUCCUGUUCUUUUUUUGCAUAACUCUCCUCUCCAUUUCUGGCCACUGUCCAUUGCCUGUUGUUCGUAACAGGAGACAGAGCUGUUCAAAAUCAUUGAAAAACUGCAGCAGGAUCGAUGAGCAGCGAUGUGAAUUCCCUCCACCUCUGAAGAAUCAGAUCUUAAGAAUAGGUGGAGAUCUGCCACUCAUUGUGCCACCAAAGUUGGGGGGCUACUGGGUUGACCCCCCUCUGGAGCGACUCACCGAUGUAAGUCCCACUACAUCCCAUGUUGGCGUUGAUCCAGUGAGUUACGACAUCAUGGAGCGAGACAGUGAGGCCAAAAUAUACCACGAAUUCUUCUGCUCGAGAUACCAUCACUCUUUCACAGCAAUGGAUCCAUCGAUUGGACCGCUAGUUCUAUCUGUGUGUUUGGAGGACAAGGACAAAAAGCUCCGUGUGAUACUAAGAAUGAAGGAAUGCUCUCUGCAUGGUGUUUUCUCCGCCUCUCUUUUCCCCAGCAUCCCAUCUGCUGUUGAUUUAGCAAAGAUGCUUUGUGACAGAGUGACUGUGUCAAGGUUUGAAUCUGUCAGCUACCUCAAGGCUCCAGAACUUAUCACUGCAUUUGAUGAGCACAGAGUGUCCCCUAAUUUUAAAUUUGGUGUACUAUACCAAAAAGAUAGACAGCUCACAGAGGAGGACAUCCUCUGCAACAGCGAGGAAAGUGAACUGUUUAAAGAGUUUCUCUCUAUUUUGGGAGACACAAUUCAACUACAAGGCUUCACUGGGUUCAGAGGAGGCCUCGAUGUGUGUCAUGGCCAGACGGGAACAGAAGCCGUGUUUACUUCCUUCCAUGAAAGACAAAUUAUGUUUCAUGUUGCAACUAAACUGCCUUUCACAGAGGGUGACCCACAGCAGCUACAGAGGAAAAGACACAUCGGUAAUGACAUUGUGGCUUUAGUCUACCAGGAAGGCAGUACUCCUUUUCUGUCUGACGUCAUCAAGUCUCACUUUCUGCACUGCUUCUUGGUGGUCCGGAGACUCGACACAAGAGAGGAGGAGAAGACAGGUGGAGCUGUGUACCAGGUGUCCGUCACGGCAAGAGAUGACGUUCCUCCCUUUAGCCCCGCCCUCCCAGAUCCGCCAAUCUUCACAGAUAAUUGUCUGUUGAGAGAAUUCCUUCUGACCAAACUCAUUAAUGCGGAGAUUUCCUGCUAUAAAGCCGAGCAGUUCAGCAAGCUGGAGUUCCGCACUCGUUCUUUGCUCUUAGAAAGUUUACAGGCCGAACUCUCCACCCGUUCCCAGUGCAUGGUGGGGGAUCCAACGCUGUCAACUACCUCAUCGUCUGAAGGCAUUCGAGGGGUGUCCGAGGGAAGCGGGGGUUUCAUUGAAAACUUUAAGAGAGCCAUCAGAGUGCGGAGCCAUUCCUUUGAGACUCUCGGAGUUCCCAGGAAAAUCAGUGGCACUGCAUCACAGAAGAUAAAAACGUGUGACAAAGAUGGUGACAGUGACAAACCUCCAGGACCUUUGCAAACACUCAGUGACAGUUUGGGAGCAGCUGAGCGCAAAGAUCAACAGAGUCCCCAUGAAGAGACACACAAAGAUAAAGAGAAUGUUACUUUGUAGAUGUUUGUUCUUUAUAGACAUAUAUGGUACAUAUCACUAACCUGUGGAUCCAUCUGUGCUUUAACUGGUCGGAUGACUUGGAUGUAAAUAGUGUUUAAAUAUGAUUGUGAGAGAAGUAAUAUUUUAGAGGAAUGGAAACCAUUAAAAUGUAUUUAAAUGUAAUUUAUAACAAAUAAAAUGCUGACUUGAUACACUACUAAAA